UCCAGUCCCCAUCCAAAAGCCUCGAUGACGAUGCUGAAGAUGUACUGGAAGACAAGCAAACAGGUGAAGGUGGGAUACAUCUGAAUGUGCAGACCGAAGAGGAAAUCUUACAGCAUCCACUCAAAAGCCCGGCCGACGAACAGAACAAGAUGCUCAACGACCUAAAGAAUCUCAACCCCAACAUGAACAAGUCAGUGGAAAGUGUUGAUAACGUUCAGAAUUCAGCGGAACAAACAAACAGAUGAAAUUAAGACGAUUAUGUCUUCGGAUGAAUCUGAGAUGCGUACAGAUGUCCAGGCCGAAGAGAAAAUCCCCCAUCCCCCAUCCAAAAGCCCCGAAGAACAGAACAAGAUACUCAACGACCUAAAGAGCCGAUUCCUGCGCGAGUGCUCCAGGUUCCAGGCCGCUCUGCCAAUGUACGCCUACCGAACGAAACUACUGCAGGAGGUGGAACGCAACAGUGUCAUUGUCGUCGUCGCGGAAACAGGGUCAGGAAAGAGCACACAGAUUGUGCAGUACCUUGCCGAUAACCUCAGCGAGCCGGGGAAACUGGUCGCAUGCACACAGCCGCGCAAAAUAGCAGCGAUGACUCUUGCAGACAGGGUGGCUGCGGAGUACGGGUGCCGGGUAGGGGAGGAGAUCGGUUACGCUGUCGGUAGCAAGAGGCGAAUCGGCGGCAGGACGAAGGCUGUUUUCAUGACUGACCAGGUCCUGCUCAACUCCUGUGUGAAGGACGGCGAGCUUGAUAAAUACUCCUGUAUCAUCAUCGACGAAGCGCACGAGAGAAGCAUCCACACCGACCUGCUGCUGGGGAUACUGAAAAAGAGCCUCCAGACAAGGCCUGAUCUGAGGCUUGUCAUCGCGUCCGCGACCAUAGACCCGACGCUGUUCUCCAACUACUUCGGCGGUUGUCCAGUCAUGUCAGUCCCGGGCCGUACCUUCCCUGUGGACGUAAUCUACAAAAUUCCGCAGUUUGGAGACAACAACAACAAUGUUGACUUCGUCAGCGAGACUGUGAACAAGGUUGUGGAGAUUCACAACAACGAAGGCGAAGGUGAUAUUCUCGCGUUCCUAACAUCACCCCUGGAAAUAGAACGUGCAUGUGAAAGAACGACAAAUCUCCUCGGUUCUAGAGUAAAGUCCGCGCUUGUCCUCCCUCUGCAUGGUAAGCUACAACCCGAGGACCAGAGAAAAGUGUUUGAGCCGGCUCCUGCGGGAGCAAGGAAGGUCGUGUUCGCCACCAACAUCGCGGAAACCAGCGUCACCAUCCCAGGGAUCAUCUACGUCGUGGACUCGGGGAUGAUCAAAGAACGCUUCUUCGACGCCAAAAGGAAUCUUAGCGUUCUAGACGUGAAGAUGGUCGCGCAGAGCUCUGCCAUACAGAGAGCGGGACGCGCGGGGAGGAUCCAGCCGGGAACGUGUUACCGACUGUACACUGAGGAAGAGUUCAGGGAAAUGAGGAAGUCCACUCCGCCAGAGAUUCUCCGCAUGCAUCUAGGUAUGGCGGUGUUGAAGCUGAUGGAGUUAGGUGUCACUGACGUUACUGAUUUCGACUUCGUAGAGCGGCCCUCUGAAAACGCUCUGCAGGAUGCAAUACUCCAGUUAGAUAUCCUAGGUGCCAUUGAGAAGAUUGAAGGCGAGAUUUCUUCCACUCCAUCGGGGCCAGGACAGUCUGAGGUGGAACUCACAGACCAGUCAAAUACAGCUACGGAACCUACGGACAGCUUUAUCAAAGCAACCGCAAAGUCAGGUUUUGGGGCCCUAGUAGAAUUUUGUGUCAGCAAGAUGUUCUGGAUGAAGGGCAAACAGACAGAAGACCCAAUAGUGGAGGACAAACCACAGGAAAAGUUGGAGAGGACAAGAACGUCUGUCAGACUCACUGAUCUGGGCAAAAAGAUGUCUCAGCUACCGACAGAGCCAAGACUGUCCAAGAUGAUCCUUGAAGGAGUGAACCAAGGUUGCGGGAAGGAGGCCCUCUUGGUGGCCGCGCUGGCCUCCGCAGCCGGCAGCGUCUACUUUAGAGCGGGGACAGAGGAGGAGAAGGCAACGGCGGAUCGACAGAAGAUGAAGUUCUGUCACGAGGGAGGUGAUCUGCUCUCUAUGCUGGAUGUGUAUAGAGAUUGGGUAGCACAAACUCCGGCCCAGCGUAGCAAAUGGUGCGUCGCAAACAGCAUCAACGGAAAAACCAUGCGGCUGGCCGAGGAAUCCUUCAAAGAAAUGAAACAUCAGCUUGCUUCCAGCGGCGUCCACAUCCCCGAAGACUUCGCUCCCGUUGAGGCAGUUAACGCCCAACUUCCUCGGCUGAUCCUCGGCGCUUAUUGCAGCAAUCUCUGCGUGUUCAGUGGCCACGAGCGGGCGGGGUACAUCGUGGGACGUCUUCGGCAGUGCGUGCACAUCCACCCGUCGUCCGCGCUGAGGCACCUCGGCGCGCAGCACAAGUGGGUCGUCUUCGACGAGAUCCUGCGAACGUCGCGUGACUUCAUCAUCAACGUAACGCCUGUAGACGUUGAAUGGCUAGGAGACGUCGCCUCACGUUACGCAAGCAAAGUCGACCUGCACUCCCUCGAACGAUCCACCAUGACCUCAUGUCUAAUCAAAGGGUACGGGCCUGAGGUAGUAAGGCGACUGAUAGGCAGGCGUGCACAGACACUGAAAUCCUUGGAAGCUGUCGUGUCAGACGACGAGAAGCAUCUGUGCGUCAUCGAAAUCGACACCGACCGCUGUCAAGUGGCCGUAUUCACUACUCAGGAUCGUCUUAAAGAUGGCGAGAAGAUUGUCCGUGACGCCAUGGAUGCCAAGCACAACGACCUGAAGAACGAGAGCGACGAGAUACCCGUGGUUAAUCACAGAGGCGACGGAACCCGCAUGGUGCUCGGGAAAGGAGGAGAAGUACAAGACAUCCUCAUGUCGUCAGAGUUCCGCUGUGUUGACGUCUUCUACACGCAUACCGGCAACGGCGUUGAAGACUGUACGGGUAUCAUGAACAUGUUUACUUCCUUGGACGGUGUGCUGAUUAGAACUGCCUUUGACAGGAUUCUGACAACAGCGACUGGCCAGAGGGUCGGAGUGCUGACGUUUUCGUCUUAUAAAGUGGCACAGGAAACCGUCAAUCGCUACGAUAAACAAGCAUUUGGUGACGGGACUCUGGUACUGAAACCUGUGAACCAGACUCGUGGUCCAGGAGGUGGCGGUCCUCAGCAGGUCGUCCUGAACGUGAUGUGGUUCAGACGAGAGUCCAAAGGGUUCGGAUUCGUCGAGUGCGAUGACAUCAUGGAUCACAAUCCCGAUGGCGUAGAAGCACUCCGUUUAGUCGGUGACAUUGACGGCAGACCCAUAGAGGGCGGCAAUGGACCUAUCAGAGCAAGCAUCAACAAGAAGAAACAUUCAUCAGUGUACGUUCGAGGCCCUGCUUCUUCUCUAAACGAGCAGACAUUGGAAAGGACUGUGCGUAGACACUCAGUGGUCGUACCCCGGAGGUACUCAGUGGUCUGGAAACCACAGACUUCUCAAGUGGACACGACGCGUGACGAAGCAAGACUACAAGAAUUGUUCGAAAGCUACGUUGUGAAUGGAACCAUGCAGAUUUCAGUUAACAAACCAAAGCCCGAAAGCCAAGUGCGUGGAUACGCAGUCGUUACCAUGUCUGAUGAAAACGACGCCCAGAGCGCCGUCGCAGGUCUCCAUAACAGGCGGGACGUCAUGGGAACUCAGGCACUGUCAGUAGAGAGGAAGCUACAGUGCAGCGUUGUGUGCAGCGCAAAGAUCUAUGACGUUUUGGAAGACAGGUUUAGGGAUACUGUGGCAGACCUUACACGAGGAGGGGGCCAUUUGGUGAAAAUUGAAUGCAGGAGAGCCAAGUCUGGUAAAUCGGUCUACUUCAACCUAUCCGGAAGUGACGUCGGAGAGGUAGCUCGCGCCAAAAGCCGUCUGCAUGACGUCAUGAGACCGGAAACAGUGGCCCACGAGGAUCCCACAGUCACGUGUCGACUCUUCGACAAACUCGGACUCGCCUUCAUCCAAACGGUUCGGACCCGAGUGAGAGGUGUGCACAUCGAUGCCGACCGCAGGACGUUUACCGUCGGCCUGUACGGAAAGGAUGAACCAAGGCUGCAGGCAAAGAGGCUCAUCUCGGACUACCUGGACAGCCUGGCGGUGCACAAACCCCGAGAGAUCCCCCUGGCGGGGAGUGGCAGACCUGCAGGUGUCAUGAAGGCCCUCCUCAACAAAUACGGCCUCAACCUGGACGGUUUGAAUAACGCAACAGGCGCGAAGGAGAUCAGGCUAGACAUGCGGAAACACCUCCUCGUUGUCCAAGAGAGUGACGAGACCUUCGACAAGGUGAAAGAAGAGGUAGAAGCGAUCGCGAAAGAGAUCCUGGAGAGGAAGGGCGAAAGUUGCCAGCGGGAGACCGACGACGACUCUGAGGACUGCGGCAUCUGUUUCUGCCCCAUAGACGGCAAGGACUACCGCCUACAGUGCUGCGGCCAUAGAUACUGCCAUGAUUGUAUCAAACUUCAGCUGACUUCAGACAUCCGAAGCCAGAAAUUCCCCAUCAUAUGCGCGACUGGCGGAUGCUCGCGCGAGUUCUUCCUCAGGGACCUCCGCUUACUCCUCAACCAGGCGGACUUUCGGCAGCUCGUGACAGGUUCCCUCAACGCCUUUGUGAUCAAGAGUGGAAGCCGGUACCGUCCCUGUCCGACUCCUGACUGCCCUUCCGUGUACAGGUGUGUCACUGAAGAGGAGGGGGAAGGCCUUGUGUUUCAGUGCUGCGUGUGCGACAAGCGCCUCUGUACCCGCUGUCAUGUCGACAUGCAUGACGGGAUGUCCUGCGCCACCUGGCAGAUCUUCAAGGGCGACAAAGACGACACCUUGCGGGACUGGAUGAAAGACAAGACGGACGUCAAGCUUUGUCCCAAGUGCAACUGGGUCAUCGAAAAAAUUGCAGGGUGCCAGCACAUGACAUGUAGGUGCGGUGCACACAUCUGUUGGAUCUGUCUGGAGGCAUUCACCACUUCAGGUGAAUGCUAUGGGCAUCUGUCCAGUGCACAUGGAGGCUAUAUGUGA
Branchiostoma floridae (Florida lancelet) is the source of this 5064-nucleotide messenger RNA. Its product is annotated as ATP-dependent RNA helicase DEAH11, chloroplastic-like. The record is from RefSeq and is a predicted model, not a curated record. The transcript has 4 exons. NCBI's taxonomy places the organism in Eukaryota, Metazoa, Chordata, Leptocardii, Amphioxiformes, Branchiostomatidae. Gene Ontology annotation, molecular function: RNA binding; zinc ion binding; ATP binding. Bases 259 to 5064 code for a protein of 1601 amino acids. Gene Ontology annotation, biological process: spliceosomal complex disassembly. Gene Ontology annotation, cellular component: catalytic step 2 spliceosome; intracellular anatomical structure.